AUGAAACUUCUAGAGGCUGGUGUGAUCUAUGUCAUCUCUGAUAGCAACUGGGUUAGCUCUGUUCAUGUAGUUCCUAAGAAAUGUGGAAUAACUGUCAUAACAAAUGAAAAGAAUGAAUUGAUCCCUACUCGAACUAUCCCAAUCCACCCAGAUGAUCAGGAGAAGACAAUGUUCACAUGCCCAUACGACACGUUUGCCUACAGGAGAAUGUCAUUCGGCUUGUGCAAUGCUCAUGCGACCUUUCAACGUUGCAUGAUGGUGUUGCAGCGAUGCGAGGAGAAAGAUCUGGUGCUCAAUUGGGAGAAGUGCCACUUCAUGGUUAAGGAUGGGAUUGUUUUCGGGCACAAGAUCUCUGAGAAGGGGAUCGAGGUUGACAAGGCAAAGAUUGAGGACUUCUCGAUGAUCGCAAGACCACUCACUAGGUUGCUCUGCAAGGACACCAAGUUCAAGUUCGAUGGUGAUUGUUUGGCUGCUUUCCACACGAUAAAAGGAGCCUUGAUCAGUGCACCAGUCGUUCAGCCUCCAGACUAG
Brassica oleracea var. oleracea is the source of this 531-nucleotide messenger RNA. RefSeq lists its product as uncharacterized. Lineage: Eukaryota; Viridiplantae; Streptophyta; Magnoliopsida; Brassicales; Brassicaceae. The transcript is spliced from 4 exons. The coding region runs from base 1 to 531 and encodes 176 amino acids. The record is from RefSeq and is a predicted model, not a curated record.